CAAAUGUCAUCGAGCCGAACCGUUUAAGAAUAUUAGCAAAAAAGCGAGACAUCAAGAAGUGCGAGUUUCGUAUGGUUCCGCAGCACAGAUCGUCGUGAGCCAGCAACUUUUUUUUGUACUCUUCCGGAGACGAAAAAUUCCCUAAUUGUACCCCGCUUUGGAACCGUGUGCCGCGUGAACGUGUUAUCUUGGGCCCGCGACGAGUGAAGAACACACCGAAAAGAUGCCUUCCAGCAAUCCUUUGCCCCCCAAAGAGAAUGCUCUGUUCCGCAAGAUUCUGAAAUGUUACGAAAUGAAACAAUACAAAAAUGGACUGAAACUUGCGAAGCAGAUCCUGACUAACCCAAAGUUUACCGAACAUGGCGAAACGCUCGCGAUGAAGGGUCUCACCCUGAACUGCUUGGGGCGCAAGGAGGAAGCGUACGAUUACGUGAGACGUGGACUGCGCAAUGAUCUCAAGUCGCAUGUCUGUUGGCACGUUUACGGGCUGCUGCAGCGGUCGGACAAAAAGUAUGAGGAAGCAAUCAAGUGCUACCGGAACGCGCUCAAGUGGGAAAAGGACAACAUCCAGAUCUUGCGAGAUUUGUCGCUGCUGCAGAUACAGAUGCGGGACCUGGAAGGCUACCGAGAAACUCGCCACCAGCUGUUCAAGUUGCGCCCAUCGCAGCACGCCUCGUGGAUUGGUUUUGCGAUGAGCUAUCAUCUGCUCGGUGACUAUGAGACGGCCAACAACAUUUUGGACACCUUCCGGUCCUCGCAGACGAUGGAAACCUACGACUACAAGCACAGUGAGUUGCUGCUGUACCAGAAUCAAGUGAUUCAGGAAUCCGGUAACUAUGACAAGGCACUGCAACAUCUGAAAAAGUAUCAAAUGCAAAUACUUGACACGCUCUCCGUCAAAGAGGUAAUGGGUGAACUGUGCCUUAAAUUGGAUCGGCACGAGGAUGCCGUUUUGAUUUACCAGGAUCUAAUCAAACGCAAUCCGGAGAAUAGCGCCUAUUACCAGCGUUAUCUGGAAGCGAUGCAAAUAACCGGGGUAAGCGAAACGCUCGAAGCCUACAAGAAGAUCCAGAGCGAUUAUCCGCAGUCCUACUGUGCGAAGCGGCUACCAUUGGACGUAUGCGAAGGGGACACUUUCCGUGCGCUUGUCGACGAACACUUGCGUCGUAAUCUGCGGAAAGGUGUACCUCCCUUGUUCGUAAACCUGCGCUCAUUGUAUGGAGACGAGAACAAGGUGCGCAUUAUCACCGAUCUGGUUGAAGGAUAUCAUCAAAAUCUGACCAGCAGUGGUUACUUUUCGGCAGCGGACAAGGAGAAAAACUUACCCAAAGAGCCCGCGUCCGCUCUGCUGUGGACUCUCUUCUAUCUAGCCCAACAUUAUGACCACCUGCGGGAGUCGGAAAAGGCGCUGGAUUUCAUCAACGCUGCAAUCGAACACACCCCAACAUUGAUCGAGCUUUUCGUCACCAAAGGCCGCAUCUACAAACAUGCUGGCGAUGUUUUGGAAGCGGUCAAAUGGAUGGAUGAAGCCCAGAGCUUAGACACUGCAGAUCGCUACAUUAAUUCGAAAUGCGCCAAGUAUAUGCUACGUGCCAACCAGAUCAAGGAAGCGGAGGAGAUCUGUGCGAAAUUCACCCGCGAGGGCGUCUCGGCCAUGGAAAAUCUCAACGAGAUGCAGUGCAUGUGGUUCCAGACGGAGUGCGCUCUUUCCUACCAGCGGUUGGAAAAGUGGGGCGAGGCACUGAAAAAGUGCCACGAGGUUGAUCGACAUUAUGCUGAAAUAAUCGAGGACCAGUUUGAUUUCCAUACGUACUGUAUGCGCAAAAUGACCCUUCGUUCGUAUCUGGCAUUGCUUCGUUUAGAAGACGUAUUACGGAGUCAUCCGUUUUACUUCAAGGCUGCAAAAUGUGCGAUAGAGGUGUAUCUGCGUUUAUUCGACAAACCACUGGCUCCGGAAUCCGCCGAAGAGGAACUUGAUACUGAAAACCUACCACCAUCCGAACUCAAGAAGCUGCGCAAUAAACUCCGCAAAGCGGCGAAAAAGAAGGCCGAGCAGGAGAACGCCCAAGCGGCACAGACGAACCAGAAGAAGGAACAGCACAGCAAGCAACGUAACGCGAACCAGGAUGGCGAUCCGGAAGCGCCCCAGCUCGAUGAGCUAAUACCGGACAAGCUGGCGCGCCCGGAAGAUCCGCUGGAGAAGGCAAUCGAAUUUUUGCGACCGUUGCAGAUGCUUGUCAAGGAGAACAUCGAUACGCAUCUGAUGGCGUUCGAGAUUUAUUCGCGCCGAGGCAAACUGCUGCUGAUGCUGCAAUCGUUGAAGCGAGCUCGCGCCAUCGAUGCCAACCAUCCCACCCUGCACAACUGUAUCAUUCGGUUCAACAAAAUCCUCGAGAGUCAGAUCGCGGCCAACGAAGUGGACGAGAACGUGAAACUGGUGAUCGAUCGGGAGCGUGUGCAACUUUUCCGGGAGGCCAGCUCGGCCACCGAACUCAACGACAACUAUCUCGCGGCGAAUCGAGACAACGUGGAUGCGCUGUACGAAGCGGCCAAGAUAAUGUACCAACUGGACAGCGGAAGACGGGACGAGGCGGUCAGUCUGCUCACGACGGUUGAUCUGAAAAAUGUUUCUCUGGAGAAAGCGACGAAAGUGUUCCUGCUGCUGAAAUCGGGACUGCUCAGUGGAGGGACCGCCGAGGAGCAGCUGGAUGCGUUCAAGAAGCGCUGCCAAAAGCGAUUCCCACUAGCAAUCAUCUUCGCCGACGUUGCGGCCACCGUAGCUACCGUCACUACCACCCAGUCGUCUUCGCCGGCCUCAUCCGCAACCACGACAACGACGGCCACCGAAACGACCAUGUGCCCCAUGGAGCAGCCGUCGAAGAUAUCGCAACCUCCGCAGAACAACGGUAGCGAGAUAGUGGCCAACUAGCCAGUCUUCGGGUCGACAAAAACGAUAGAAUAGGCGCGUUUCUCUUGUUUUUAUUUAGUUCAAAGGCAAUGGAACACUAGUGUAAAAUGUCAGUUUUUAAGCAACUAUGAACGCUAUUUUAGCCCCGCUCUCGAGUAGAGUUCUAACAAAUUGAUCAAACAAGUCAGGAACGAAGCGAGCCCCAACAUAAGUUGAACUGUACAGAUACUGUUAAAUAACGCAAGCACAGUUGCAUACCGGGCCACAGCAGAUGGAUUCGUUUCGAACGUGCGAAAAAUUUCUCACAAAUUUCAAGUUAUCAUUACUGGUUGGGUGUGCAUUUUUCCAGGAAGGAAGAAAACCCUCAGCGAAAUCUACAAUUGCGUGUCACAGUUUUUAUUGCCUCCCAUGUGCAUGUGUUCAUUAUUGGAAUCAUUCUUACAUUAUUAGAUCAAACAUUUUCUUGUAAUAUACGAGUUAUAAAGCAAAGUAUGCUUUACACAACUCCCUAGACUGCUGUAUCGUUAUGUUCUGCUUAAAACCAAUUUCUAACGUAGAAGUACGAGAGACCGCGUAGAACCGUAUCCAAUCCUACGAAUUGUUGAUAAUCGACUCGAGUAAGAGUUAUCAAAACCCUAACGUAACCGGCGGACGGGAGUAGCAAUAGCCGCACACCCGACGGAAGAAUAAAUAACAAAAAAAAAAAAGUAUAGCAACAACAUUGGAAGAUAUCUUCCUCAAUAAAUUGUGAAAUUAACAACCAA
Messenger RNA from Toxorhynchites rutilus septentrionalis, 3672 nucleotides. RefSeq names its product N-alpha-acetyltransferase 15, NatA auxiliary subunit (gene Naa15-16). Bases 224 to 2929 code for a protein of 901 amino acids. The record is from RefSeq and is a predicted model, not a curated record. Gene Ontology annotation, molecular function: protein binding; protein-N-terminal amino-acid acetyltransferase activity. Gene Ontology annotation, cellular component: cytoplasm; NatA complex. The transcript has 6 exons. Gene Ontology annotation, biological process: N-terminal peptidyl-methionine acetylation. NCBI's taxonomy places the organism in Eukaryota, Metazoa, Arthropoda, Insecta, Diptera, Culicidae.